Molecule: messenger RNA, 1935 nt
Organism: Penicillium concentricum
Lineage: Eukaryota; Fungi; Ascomycota; Eurotiomycetes; Eurotiales; Aspergillaceae
Product: glycoside hydrolase family 154 protein
Exons: 3
Coding region: 1-1935 (644 amino acids)
Source: RefSeq, a predicted model, not a curated record
AUGUCUAUCCACGCUAACGGCCGCACCCCCUCACAGGCUUUCAGCAAAUCCCCCUUCCGCACUAGAUCUGAUUUCCAAGAAGCAUGCCGUGCCAUUCUCGACCCGCUAGUACCACUCUUUACAGCAGGUGGCACACGCGUCAAAGUAGGCACGUCGACGACACGAUUCGAUGAAGGCGGCGCCCAGAUCGAGGGAUACGCCCGUCCGCUAUGGGGUCUAGCCUCGCUGCUGGGCGGUGGAUAUGAAUACCCCGAGGCUGAGCGCUGGCGUCAGGGAAUUAUUAAUGGGACUGAUCCUGAACACCCGGAGUUCUGGGGCCAUAUCGAGGAUAUGGAUCAGCGCAUGGUGGAGAUGUGUCCAAUUGGGUUUGCGCUCGCUGUUGCGCCUCAUGUCUUUUGGGAUCCAUUGACGGAGAAGCAGAGGGGGAAUGUUGGUAGUUGGUUGGCGAGUAUUAAUGCGCGUGAGAUGCCGAAUACGAAUUGGCUUUGGUUCCGUGUCUUCGCAAACUUGGGUCUCAGAAAGAAUGGCGCCGAGUACUCUUUGUCUCGUAUUGAGGCUGACAUGGACCAUUUGGAUACCUUCCAUGUUGGCGGAGGAUGGAGCAAUGAUGGACCUAAGAGUCAUCAUCAGAUGGAUUACUACUCUGGAUCAUUUGCCAUUCAGUUCUUGCAGCUUCUUUAUUCGAAGCUGGCGGGUGACUUUGAUCCCGAGCGUGCCGAGCGCUAUCGUCAACGGGCACGGGAGUAUGCUCAGGAUUUUGUGCAUUACUUUGAUCCUAACGGCAGUGCCAUCCCAUUCGGACGGUCUAUGACCUAUCGAUUUGCUAUGGUUGGAUUCUGGGGUGCAUUAGGCUUCGCAGAUGUCGAACUACCGGAACCACUGACCUGGGGCGUGGUGAGGGGAAUUAUCCUUCGCCAUUUCCGGUGGUGGUCUACGCAGGAUGACAUGUUCAACAACGAUGGCACCUUGAGUCUCGGCUACUCGUACGCUAACAUGUACCUGACGGAGAAUUACAAUUCCCCCGGGUCACCGUAUUGGUGCUGUCUCUCGUUCACACCACUGGCACUACCGGAGGCGCAUCCCUUCUGGUCUGCGGAAGAGGAGCCCUACCCAAGUUCCUCUUUGCCCGAAGUGGUGGCCCUGAAAUACCCCAAGCAUAUUGCCAUCCGUCGUGGUGGACACUCGUUCCUGUUGUCAUCUGGCCAAGCAUGUCACUAUCCCCUCAAAGCGACACAGGCCAAGUAUGGCAAGUUUGCAUACAGUUCUGCCUUUGGAUACUCGGUGCCGACGGGUGGUUACCAGCUGGAGCAGCACGCUCCAGACAGCAUGCUUGCAUUAUCAGACGACGGCGGCGAUAUCUGGCAGACCAGACGGCUGGCGCUCGAUGCGCGUUUCGAGGAACCCGAGCCCAAUGGCCACCCUAUUCUCGUGUCUGGUUGGAAACCGUGGUCAGAUGUUGAUAUAGAGACCAUUCUCAUCCCGCCGACGGAGGAAAAUGAGAACUGGCACAUGCGCGCUCAUCAUGUGCGCACCGGUCGGGCUUUGCAAACCUCCGAAGGUGCCUUUGCUAUUUACGGAUGCCGCAGCGAUAAUGGCCGUACCUUGGGGCCUAUGACUGGGGAUGAUUCUGAGGGGACAAUGCAUGACAGCCGGAGUGGACUCGUGGUUUCAUCGGCUGGAGCUGUUGGCAUUGUCGAGCUCCACUCGGCUAUUGAACGGUCUGGUCGGAUUGUCUUGGCUGACCCGAAUUCUAAUAUCAUUCACGGACGCACGCUAUUGCCGUCGCUUUCGGUGGACUUGGCAGCUGGGCAGGACUGCUGGUUCGUUUCGGCAGUUUGUGCUGUGCCAGACCAUCAACGAGAUUGGAAGGCAGCUUGGGAGAAGAAGCCAGUUAUUCCAGAGUGGCUACAGAAGAGAAUGGAGAGUAUAGAUUAG